AAAUAACAAGGGUCCGUGGGGCGUGGAUCACGCCACUCACCUCUCACCUGGCUUCCCCUCUUUCCUUUCUUCUUUCCGUGGUCCGUACUCUCUUGUUCCUCUUCCACGUUUCAAAGCCUCCUUCCAAACUCUCCCUCUCUCUCUCUCUCUCUGGAAGCCCCACUUUUUAGCAACUCGGAAUUCUUCGAUUGCAUGCACCAAUUCACAUCAAGCUGAAAAUUGGAGGCCUUUAGCUAUCAAAUAUGUGUGUAUUCUGUGGAUGAAGUACCCGAUUUUGAGCGGUUCCGAUUCUAUCAGUCUUGCAUGGUGUGGUCCGCCAAUCGAUAAACUUAGGGUUUUCUAUUCUUCCGUUCAGAUCGGUUUCGGACCCUCCGGUUCCCGAAUUGGGCCAUUCGGAUUCUGUGGUUCUGAACUUUAUUGAAUUGGAUCGUCUUGGACCUCUGUAAUUUUUUUUUUUUUUCAAAAGUAAGGUCUUAAAACUAUUCUACGGCUUUUUAGUCGAAUUAGGAUUUGAGCUCAAAUUGGGGGGAAUGGAUUCGAGCCGGAGAGCGGUGGAGUCGUACUGGAGGUCCCGGAUGAUCGACGCUGCCACGUCGGACGAGGACAAGGUCACACCGGUUUACAAGUUAGAGGAGGUCUGCAAUCUCCUGCGAUCUUCGCAUGUCAGUAUUGUGAAGGAGGUCUCGGAGUUUAUACUGAAGCGGCUUGAGCACAAAAGCCCGAUUGUUAAACAGAAGGCUCUAAGGUUGAUAAAAUACGCUGUGGGGAAAUCUGGUGUGGAGUUCAGGAGAGAAAUGCAGAGACAUUCAGCUGCUGUUCGCCAGUUAUUUCACUAUAAGGGACAGUUGGAUCCUUUGAAAGGGGAUGCACUCAAUAAGGCUGUACGGGACACUGCUCAUGAGGCUAUCUCUGCUAUUUUCUCUUCAGAGAAUGAUAAGCCAGCUUCUGCUGAGGAUCUUAACAAAAGAAUACAGGGGUUUGGAAAUACAAACUUUGAAAUGCCAUUGGAAGAAAGAAAAUCAUUUCUUAGUGAGGUAGUCGGUCUUGGAAGUGCAUCUAUCAAGCAGGGAAUUAGUUCUUUGACCCAAGGCCAUCUAGUGAAAAAGAAUGACAAUGGAAGUUACAAGAGUCCAAAUCUUCGAAGGUCAUUGACUCUAGAAUCUGAGCAUGUAGAUAGAUAUGAACCUGCUGGUUAUCACAGUGAAGCUGAGUUUGGGAUUUCAAAGAAUGCGGCUAGUGGACGUUGGACCCAUGAUGCAAGAGCAACUAAGAUGGAAACAACCAAUGGGGAUUCCAGUUCAAGUUAUAAAGAAAGUAAUACUCGCGAAGAGAGGUUAUUGGAGACCAUUGUAACAUCAGGUGGUGUACGUUUACAGCCCACUCGAGAUGCUAUUCAGAUAUUCCUUGUAGAAGCUGCAAAGUUGGAUGCUUUGGCUUUAACUCAUGCCCUCGAGUCAAAGCUUCAAUCUCCCCAGUGGCAGGUUCGCAUGAAAGCUGUCUGUGUCCUUGAGUCAGUACUGAGGAAAAGAGACGAUGACCAUUUUUCCACCAUGGAAUCUUAUUUUAGCGAAAAUAGGGAUAUAGUGGUGAGAUGUUCUGAGUCUCCUCAAUCUUCUCUGAGGGAAAAAGCUAACAAGGUUUUAAGCCUUUUAGGUGGAGUACGGGCAGACAGCACAGCGACUUAUUCAGAAAAGUCUGUGCAGGAUGAUGCUACUAAUAUUGUUCAAAUGCCUGACUUAAUAGACACCGGUGAUCCAGAUUAUUAUGAUGACAAUUCAAAGAAUCAAAGUGAUCAAAAUCUUGCAAAUCUGUCAAUGCCAGCCCCUCUAAUUGAUGAUUUAUUGGGAGAUGGUCUGGGCAAUGAUGAUGACCCUUUUGCAGAUGUUUCAUUUCUUGCCAGUGAUAGUGGGGAACAUGCAGAUGACCUAUUUUCUGGGAUGACCAUUGAUGAUAAACAGGUUGCUAAUGGAAAUCAUAUGGCAGGGAAGAAAAAUGGAACUGAACUAUUAGAUUUAUUUGUGUCUGACCAUGAACAUCAGGGGCAAGAAAGUCAUAAAAAAGAUAUUAAUGACUUGAUGGCUGGUGUUUCCAUUAGCGAAAAUGCCUCAAACUUGAAGCAGAAAGGAACCACUUCUGGAGAUUUUUCUGAAACUAUGUUUUCAGAUUCAGAUAGCAAUCCCAGCCAUCAGGUUCCUAUUGAAUCUUUGGGUGGCAUGUUUAGCUCUCAAAUGGCUAUGAAGAAUGCAAAUUCUAAGUUUCUACCUGGUGCUAUGUCAUAUAAUAUACCUCCUGGCUUCAUGUUCAACCCAGCUUAUUCUUCUCAGCCAAUAAAUUAUGCUGCCCUGGGAAGUCUUUUUGCUCAGCAGCAAUUGUUAGCAAGCCUCCAACACUUUGGGAACCUGAAUGCCCAAAAUGCUGGCAUCAGUCAUGUUGACGGUAUAAAUGGAGCGAACUAUUCUUCACCCCUUCCUGAUGUAUUCCAAUCGAACUUUGCAACUCAAACUCCCAGUUCAAUGAUGAAUGGUUCAAAGAAAGAGGAAACCCGAGCUUUUGACUUUAUCUCGGACCAUCUUGCUGCCACUCGUGAUCAGAAGAGAAUGGUUUGAUUCUAUGAGCUUAUGCUACAUUAUCAAGGAUUGGUUCGGGACUUUUGAGUAUGGCUUUACACCAAGUAGAUUGAAGCAGCAUGUGUACACUUACAAGAAGGUAUUCUUUUGCAAUAAGGGAACAUUUGGAAACAUUAAUGAGUCAUGUUUCCAUGAUAAUUAUAUUGCAAGUGAUACCAAGGAAAUUCCCGGGACGAAGAAAGAGCAGUAAUGCUUAUGGGGAUUUUUUGUAUUCGAGAUGGAAAAAUGAGACGUUGUGCAGUUAGCUCGAUGAGUAUUUUGAAUCUGUAUUGUCGGCAUUUAUUGGAUAUGUUUCUCCUUUGUAUUGAGCUGGUAGAGUGUGAAGAGUGUUCUGUUAUUUUCAGCCCUUAAGAAAAAGAUAAAAUAAAACGUUUUCUCCUCCAGCCGAUUACUUGUGCGUGUUUUUUAACACACAAAAUCAAUAAACACAGUAAACUGUUCCUUUA
Molecule: messenger RNA, 3073 nt
Organism: Carya illinoinensis
Lineage: Eukaryota; Viridiplantae; Streptophyta; Magnoliopsida; Fagales; Juglandaceae
Product: protein MODIFIED TRANSPORT TO THE VACUOLE 1-like
Exons: 5
Coding region: 531-2606 (691 amino acids)
Cellular component (GO): trans-Golgi network membrane
Molecular function (GO): ubiquitin binding; phosphatidylinositol binding
Source: RefSeq, a predicted model, not a curated record